Papaver somniferum (opium poppy) is the source of this 991-nucleotide messenger RNA. RefSeq names its product monothiol glutaredoxin-S15, mitochondrial-like. Lineage: Eukaryota; Viridiplantae; Streptophyta; Magnoliopsida; Ranunculales; Papaveraceae. The coding region runs from base 146 to 667 and encodes 173 amino acids. The transcript has 7 exons. The record is from RefSeq and is a predicted model, not a curated record.
GAAAUACUACUUCAACUACCAGAAACUUCUCGAAAUUUCAGUAUUGCCUCUCUGCCUCGUCUGGUCUCUCUGCUGUAAUCGUCCAACACAAAGCUAAUUUACUUUGGGAAAGACUGAGUGUUGAUUCAGUCUCGGUUUGCACGUCAUGGCUAGAUCAUUAUCUAAUAUGCUCUUCAAGGGCAUGUCAAUUCUACCAGCUACUAAUUCUCUGAAAACAAUGGUCUCAGGAUCUUUUUGUCGUAAAGGUAUGCAAUACUCCACAACUGUGCCUAAUGACGACCCUGACACACAUGACGAUUUCAAACCCACCAACAAGGCUGCAACUUCCGGCAUUUCUUUGAAGGAUAUUGUUGAGCAGGAUAUCAAGGAAAACCCUGUAAUGAUUUACAUGAAAGGAGUUCCUGAGCAACCUCGAUGCGGGUUCAGCUCCCUGGCUGUGAGAGUGCUGAAUGAAUAUAAUGUUCAUGUGGGUGCCAGGAACAUAUUGGAGGACCAGGAGCUGAAGAAUGCCGUAAAAACUUUCAGCCAUUGGCCUACAUUUCCUCAAAUUUUCAUUAAAGGUGAAUUUGUUGGAGGGUCAGACAUCAUCCUCAAUAUGCACCAGACUGGAGAACUGAAAGACAAACUCAAGGAUCUUACUGCAGAAGACGACGCGCAGGAAAAAUGAAGAUGAACGGAACACUUGAACGUAGAUUAUAGAUGGUAUAAGUUUUUCCAUGUCCAUGAGAACAAGAGAAUCCCCUUUGUCAUUGUUUUGUUACAAACAAAAUGCAGGUGUGACAGAAUUUGGUCAAUCUGUUUGUCCAGUGAUAGCAAUAAACCCUGGCUGUAAAUUAUGAUAAAACUCUGGCAUUUUCGUAGUUUAUCUUAGUGGAUAAGCUCUCAUUGCUGAAAAAUUAAACCCUUUCAAAACAUUAAGAGACUGUUAACUGUUUGAUUGGUGUAAAUUCAUUUUAAUUGUUUAUAAAUGUAGGCUGUAGCCCUUGUCUUA